Molecule: messenger RNA, 293 nt
Organism: Symbiodinium pilosum
Lineage: Eukaryota; Dinophyceae; Suessiales; Symbiodiniaceae
Source: the annotation of a GenBank genome assembly
GCCCGCGACUUCCUGCUGUGUGCUGGAUGGUGUUUGCCAGAGGACGAGCUGGAUGAUGCCCUGGCAUCCGUCCUGUCAAAGAGUUCGCUACCCGCGGAUGCUCAUUUCUCUUAUGACCAGCUGACCGCUGCGCUGAGGUUCCUCAAGAAGGGGAAAGACAACAUCAGCGUUGGCGCGUUGGCAGAUGCCUUCCUUUCCGUCACACCCGAGGAGGGCUUCGACAUGCAUCGCCUCCGCGAGGUUGUUUGUGCUGGAAAGCAUCCAGCGCUGUCUGCCAAUGAGCUUGACGAAGU